AUGUCAUCAAGUUCAGAUCCAUCAAUUGAUAAAGAUCAAUGUUCUAUUGAAACCGAUGGCAAUAACCAUCAUCAUCAUCAUCAUCAUCCUAUCCGAACUGUCUCUUAUGCUGGUGAUGGUAAUGAAUACAUCAUUUUAGAUAACAAAAAAUAUUAUCGUCAUGAAUUAAUGACGGCUUUUUUAGGUACAAUGAACCCAGGUUAUACUCCCAUAUCAACCCAUAAAUUUGGUAAUGCUUCAGCAGUUGGAUUAGCAGCGUUUGGUCUAUCGGCAUCAGUAUUAGGAUUAUAUUAUGCUGGUGCCAAAAAUAUCUCCAUUCCUAAUGUUUCAAUCUCACUUGCAAUUUUUUAUGGAGGAUUAGUUAUGUUUGUUUCAGGAAUUUGGGAAUUUUUCAUUGGUAAUACAUUUGCCUAUACUGUGUUUUGUAGUUAUGCAUCAUUUUGGCUUGCUUUUGGAACUAUGAAUGUACCAGCAUUUGGAAUGCUUUCUGCUUAUGAAAAUUCCGUAGAAUUGGGUAAUGCCAUUGGGUUUUUCUUGAUUGGAUGGGGGGUCUUUUCGAUAAUGAUUACAUUAUUGGUUUUUAAAGCAACAGUUUUAUUUGUUGUGUUGUUUAUAACUUUAGAUGUGGGAUUAUUUACUUUAGCAGCGGCUAAUAUGACAGGGAAUACUACAUGUACAAAAGUAGGUGGUAUAUUUGUUGUUAUUAGUGCUAUUUGUGCUUGGUAUGGUAUGUUUGCUGGUAUUGCUGAUAGAUAUAAUUCUUAUUUUACUAUCAAUCCAGUUCCAAUUCCGCAUCUUGGGGGUAACAAAAAACAAAAAGAGAUGAGAUGA
Molecule: messenger RNA, 831 nt
Organism: Candida albicans SC5314
Lineage: Eukaryota; Fungi; Ascomycota; Pichiomycetes; Serinales; Debaryomycetaceae
Gene: FRP5
Product: Frp5p
Exons: 1
Coding region: 1-831 (276 amino acids)
Cellular component (GO): plasma membrane
Molecular function (GO): acetate transmembrane transporter activity
Source: RefSeq, a predicted model, not a curated record